Strongylocentrotus purpuratus (purple sea urchin) is the source of this 2244-nucleotide messenger RNA. RefSeq lists its product as uncharacterized. The transcript has 5 exons. Bases 186 to 782 code for a protein of 198 amino acids. The record is from RefSeq and is a predicted model, not a curated record. Lineage: Eukaryota; Metazoa; Echinodermata; Echinoidea; Camarodonta; Strongylocentrotidae.
AUAACAGCUUGGCUUGGCACAAAACAUUUCAUUAAGAAACGGUAGUUGAUCGAAUCAUACAGAGACAGCUAUAGUUGCUUGUUGACUUUCGCUGAUCGUCGAGGGGACUUCAGACUUAGCAGUACACUCUAAAAGGGUUCCAGAAUUCGGCUCUCACAGUCAAGGUUUCCGCAAAACAAACAAGUAUGAUGAAAGAAUUUCUUCUCACGUUUGCAUACAUGAUGUGCACCAUCUCCAUGGCCUGGGGAUGCGUGAGUGGUGCGGGCCCAUCGUGGGAGAUAAGCCAGCCGGGUAGACCUGGACCGGCUGGUAGACCUGGACCUAGACCUAGACCUGGUGUUGUCGGGCCAGAAGAACCAGAACGCCCCGUGAGACCAAGCCGCCCAAGUAUACCUGUCGAGGUUGCGAGAUACUUCGCUGGACUGGUCAGCAAGGAAUCAGCUUUCGCAAGCAUUGAUCUUGAUGGUAAUGGUCUGGUUUGCAUAGAAGAAUGGAAAUUGGGAGGCGGCGCCGUGACAGAAUUCAAUUACAUGCUCAUUCGCCUUGAUGUUAAUGGCGAUAAACUUAUCUCUCUUGCUGAGCUACAACCUUUUAGUGUACCGACUGCACCAACGAAAAGAACCAUUGAGAACUUGGACCUACCAGAGCGUUUGCCUCGCCUACCAGAGCCCUUGCCUCGCCUACCAGAGCCUUUGCCUCAUCUACGGGAGAACUUGCCUCGCCCGCACGAUCCAAGAAGACCGCGUGGCCCUCCAGGCCGCAGAAUCGAACCAAGAAAAUAAAUUCCAGAUUCCAUGAACAACACCAUCGGCAUUAUAAUCACCAUGAAGGACUUCAUGAGCGCCUAUGUUUUAAAUUGUAAGAAAUUGAAGAAGAUAAGCCCAAACACGCAAAUUGUACAAAGACGUUUCUAACUGACUGUUAAAUGCAGUGCGAACACACAUACGAGCAGAACGCGGUCAAUCAAAAAGUAUAACUCCCUCUUAAUAUUUAUUUUAACGGCGGUAGACUUUUGAACUUAUCAUUCCAUCUAAAUUAUUUGAAUUAUUCCGCUUUGUAAGAAUGCUCAGGUUACGCUCCAAAUUGAAAGAUUUUUUUCAAUGGUGAUAAACAUUACUGAUUGUGAUGCUGGUUAGUAUACAGAGAAUACACAGCAGUGAGGGCAUUAGUAACAAUUACCCACACAAGGUACCUUUGGAACAGUCUAACACGCCCGAGGCGAUAUAGGCGAGGGUGUUUGGAUUGUUUUGAAGGUAUCGAGUGUGGGUAAUUUUACUAAUGCCCGAACAACUGAAAAUGAUGUGUACUAUUUGUUUUGUAAGAUUAAGUUUAAUUUGUUUUAUAAAAUGAUGUUUUAUAACAUGAUUUUACUAAUGAUCGGUCAUUACCAUUAGAUAAUGACCGGUCUUUAUCCAAAUUACGCGUUAGGCAAAAUAAAUGCCUGGUCACGUGUACACUUUUAACCAAUCAUUACAUUAGGAUCCAUGUCAUCAUCUUAUAAACUCAACUAAUGUACCUGCAGUUUGGCCUAUCCUAUGUAUUUCGUAAUUAUUAAUUACCUACCAAAAUGCACCAGAGCAUAGACUUGGUAUCGAACCUCUCUACUGCGAGACCACUGCUCGACCAUUGAGCCUUUGAUAUUUGUCAGAACGCACGGCUGAUGAAUCGCACAUAAUAUAUGUAAACGUGUGUCAGAAUAAUAGUCAAAAUUAAGGCAAUGUAUCGGACCUGAACAUUUUUUUGAAGUAUUCGCAGCUGUUGAUACAAAUUAGAACUGCAUGGGAAAAACAAUUUGAAUUAGUAAAUUUAGAAGAAAACAAAUGAUUUUCGUUUUCUUUACUUCAUGUUAUAUCUUCAAAACCGAUCAAUCCGCCAUGUUUUAAAUGUGGAAAGAAUACCUUAUCGUUGUAUAGUAUUUCCUUCGAAAGGAAACUCAAAAGAUAUGUGUUGCCUGCUAAUUAUUAGUAGCUUUAGAGAUCGAGUUGCCUUCCCCAACAGUAACACAUUUUCACGAUAUCUCUAACCCUUUAGAUAGAUAAUAUUUGUGUCGUUCACGCCAUUUUUAUGCUAUGAGUGCCUAUUUUGUAAAUGCAUCAACUCGCCAAGCCUAAAUAGGUUUUCACGAUAUAUUGUCUCUGUAUUAUUUCUCUGUUUUUUCAUUUUUAUCUUAGUAUUGAAUUAUUUUGAAAUUAUCUGUAUAUAUUCCAUGUUUGUACAUAGUAAUAAAACUGGAGAAUCAAGUAA